Messenger RNA from Eublepharis macularius, 2039 nucleotides. Its product is annotated as core histone macro-H2A.2. The transcript is spliced from 9 exons. Gene Ontology annotation, cellular component: nucleosome. Gene Ontology annotation, molecular function: structural constituent of chromatin; DNA binding; protein heterodimerization activity. Gene Ontology annotation, biological process: nucleosome assembly. The record is from RefSeq and is a predicted model, not a curated record. Lineage: Eukaryota; Metazoa; Chordata; Lepidosauria; Squamata; Eublepharidae. Bases 377 to 1498 code for a protein of 373 amino acids.
UCCCCGUUCCCUACCACCGGCCUCCAGAGCUGCCGCCAUUGAAACCAUACAAUACAAGCGACGAAAGGGAAGGAGGGAGCGCGACACAAACACUGCGGCAUUGAAGCGGCAGGCGGAGACGGCGCUUAGCCGGAGAGGUGACCGGGGGCGGGGGAAGAGGACUCAGCUAAAGCACCGCAAGUAGAGAACCAGUUGCGGCGUUUGGUGGAAGAGGCCUCUCGUUGCCCGCCCCCUCCCAAUAGCGGCGGAGGCGGCCCGCAGCAGGGGGAGCGCCGCCUCCACCCGCUCUCCUGCACGCAGCUGUGUGGGAUUUUGUGUUAGGGCAAGCACAAAUAAGAAUAAUCUGCUAGAAGACUGAAAAACACAUAACAGCAACAUGUCGGCCAGAGGUGGAAAGAAAAAAAUGACCAAAAUGUCACGCUCCAGCAGAGCAGGUGUUAUUUUUCCAGUGGGAAGAAUGAUGCGAUACUUGAAGAAAGGAACAUACAAGUAUCGGAUAGGAGUGGGAGCUCCUGUCUACAUGGCAGCUGUCAUAGAAUACUUAGCAGCAGAAAUACUGGAAUUGGCUGGCAAUGCAGCAAGGGAUAACAAAAAGGGAAGAAUUGCCCCAAGACACAUUCUUCUGGCAGUUGCUAAUGAUGAGGAGCUGAACCAGUUACUAAAAGGAGUGACCAUUGCAAGUGGAGGUGUUCUGCCUAGAAUUCACCCUGAGCUUCUUGCCAAAAAACGAGGCAUCAAAAGUAAAUCUGAUACUAUCCUUUCACCGUCUCCAGAGAAGAGAGGGAGGAAGUCUUUGGGAGGGAUCAAGAAAAGUGGCAAGAAGGCAAAGGCUUCUAAAGCCCGGACACCCAAAAAGAACAAACAGAAGGACAGUGAAAAAGAUGGGGCAUCAAAUUCAGCAACUGAUGAUGGACCUGGAGAUGGAUUUACCAUACUUUCCUCCAAGAGCCUUGUUCCAGGACAGAAGCUGUCUCUGACGCAGAGUGACAUCAGCCAUAUUGGUUCUAUGAAAGUAGAAGGCAUUGUGCACCCAACUACUGGUGAAAUAGAUCUCAAGGAGGAAGUUGGUAAAGCACUGGAAAAGGCUGGAGGUAAGGAGUUCUUAGAAACAGUGAAGGAACUGCGCAAGUCACAGGGACCUCUGGAAGUCACAGAAGCUGCUCUCAGCCAGUCCACGGGACUAGCAGCAAAGUUUGUCAUUCACUGUCAUAUCCCACAGUGGGGUUCAGAUAAAUGUGAAGAACAAUUGGAGGAGUCUAUAAAGAACUGUUUAACUGCAGCUGAAGACAAAAAGCUGAAGUCUGUGGCAUUCCCGCCUCUCCCCAGUGGCAGAAAUUGCUUUCCAAAACAGACUGCUGCCCAGGUGACUCUCAAAGCCAUUUCUUCCCAUUUUGAUGACUCCAGCCCUUCGUCCUUGAAGAACAUUUAUUUCCUGCUUUUUGACAGCGAGAGCAUUGGCAUCUAUGUGCAAGAGAUGGCAAAACUAGAUGCCAAGUAGCAACGGAAGCCAAAUGAAAUUUUAUUUUUCAACAUAAAUUUGAGUAGGAUUGAGAAUUAGAAGUGGGUUUUAUUUUUAAAAUAUUGUGAGGAAGGAGUAUGUGAGUAGCUUCGAAGUUCUGUGAUGGGUGGAGGGCUUUUGUUAUGGGAAAAAGAGGGGAAAUGUUUGAACUGCAAUUUUACCAUGCUUUAGACAACCUAACAUUUUGUUUCAUCCCUAAGAGAUUAAGUUGCCAGCUCUCUCUACUGUUUAAUAUGUCUCAAGUUAUUUUAGUUUAGAUCUUUAAAAACGGAUUUCAUUUUAGAGUAGCAAACAAUUCAAUGCAUACAAAUAUUGAAAAAAGUGAAUUGUUUGCUCCCCUUUCUUUUCCCAGUGGUAGGUAGAAAUCAUUAUGUUGUGUCUACAUUCCAUGUUGGAGAACGUAAUUUCAGAUAGUUCACUUGGUGCUUUACUGUUUUACCCCAGAAUGAUCUGUAAUUGCUGAGAAUACUUCAUCUUAUUUGUUUUUAUUAAAAAACACAGCAUUGUGCUUUUUUAAAAA